AUGAUGUCCCCAGAAAAGGAACAAGAAUUAUCUCAUAAGAUCUUAGAGAGGGCUCAAAUGGCUCAAAUGACCCGACAAUUAAAACUGGGACUAAGUAAAGUACCACAAACUAAAUUACAUUCAAGCUACUCUGCAUCUAAUAUGCGAAGUAAUACUAUAGAAAGCCAUAGAGAUACCAACAACAACAACAAGCAGGAGCCAAAUGAUCGAGAAAAUGAUGAUAACAAUGAAUUGACUGAUUCAAAGAAAAGAUCGGGGGAUGCGAUUGAAUUAACCACGUCAAUCAAUUUGAUAUCGCCAACCAAGAAACAUCAGUCAGAAGAUAUUAACAAUAAAAGUAAAAAUACAAGUGAGAGUAAAAUUAAAAAUAGAAAUGAAUCACCAAACAAUUUAGGAUAUUCCAAGAUCUCGAAGUCAAUUAGUAAUAAAUUAUUACCACAAAUUGAUAUAAAGACAUCAGAGGAUAAAAGUACAUCCGAACUUACAAUGGAGGAACAAGAUAAAGAAAUAUCGGAACAAGAUAACAUCGAUAAAAGCACAGAAACUCCAAGCGGCACACCAACCACUCCAAAAGCCAAUAAAAAUGCUACCUUUUCUUCCGAUAAUUCAAUCGCUUUCAACAAAAACAAUGAAAAGAUAUUUAUGACACCAAGACGUGGUGGAGCAUUUGGCAACAAAAAGGUUUUCGGAGGCGGAGGUAUAACUACCGCUACGACAAAAGAAGGCGGCACUGAGCCAGGUGCAGAUCUUCUAAUGUAUUUGGCUACAAGUCCCUAUACAGCAUUACGUCCAAAUACCUCUUCAGAAAAUAGAAAUGGAUCCCAAAAUAAUGAUGAAGACAAUAACAAAAGAACAGAUAGUAAUCAUAGUGAUGGAACGGACGAAACAUAUGUAAGAAAUAGAACCAGUAAGAUACCAAGUACACCAUCAUCUUAUCCUCACCAUGCAGGGGCAGAUGAUGCAAUCCGAUUUUCUAACAUGAAGCCAUCCAUAUCAUCACCACAAUCUACUUUUAAAGUACCACAUAGCGUAUCUAAUAAUGCAUCAAUUGCCUUCUCAGAAGUGUUAAUGGAGUCACCGUCCAUGUAUAUGGGAACAGGAAAUCAUAAUACCAAUAAUGGCUCACAAAUGACAUCAUUCUUAUCACCACAGAAAAGGAGAACAAGUUUUGCCCCAGUAGCUGCCAAUAUGAUGAAUGGUAACAAUAUUCAUAAUCAUACUCAAUCUCAAAAUCAAACUCCCAAAUAUACGAAUGGUAAUGGUAAUGCCCUACUGUCACAAGUACCAACAACUCCAUCAAGGGAUUUAUUAUCCACAUCAUACGGUCACAAUUACAACAAUAUGAACAACAAUUUGUUAAAGACACCGAACUUUAAUAUGGGAGAUUAUAUUCAUAAUCUUUUCAGUCCAUCACCAAGAGUAUCAUUAAAUCAUAGAAGAGGCAGCGUAAAUAUGAACGGGAACCCAAUGAUCUUACCCAACGGAUUCGGAGCGUUCCCCAAUUCAGAUACUUCAUCAAUGUAUGGUCCCCCUCUUGUUAUCGGGGCAAAUCAAAUGGGUACCAAGUCUAGCACCUCUGCUGAUGAAAAAGAUGAAUAG
Naumovozyma dairenensis CBS 421 is the source of this 1599-nucleotide messenger RNA. It is a transcript of the gene STB1, whose product is annotated as Stb1p. NCBI's taxonomy places the organism in Eukaryota, Fungi, Ascomycota, Saccharomycetes, Saccharomycetales, Saccharomycetaceae. Bases 1 to 1599 code for a protein of 532 amino acids. The transcript has a single exon. The record is from RefSeq and is a predicted model, not a curated record.